AUGGCACCCCUUGAUUUUGAUGCUCUCAAAGAGUUGCACAAUUCUGCAAAUAACCUUCUUCAUUCUCCAAUGGUCCAACAAGUUAUUAUCCAUCAAAGAGAAGAAAAAUGGGUUAACGAUGUGUCAGAGUCAUCUCUUCGAAUGUUGGAGGUAUGUGGUAUCUCCAAAGAUGUUCUUUUGCUAGUGAAAGAACACCUUCAAGAACUUCAAUUUACUUUGCGUAGAGCAAGCAUUGGUGAGGCAGGAAUUGAGGAAAAAAUCACAGCCUACAAUUGCUAUAGGAAGAAGUUGAAGAAAGAAACAUUGAAGUGUUUGAAGUGGUUGAAGGGUAUGAAGUGUCAAACAGUCACUACGCACACUCCAAUGAAGGAGCAAAAACUAGUGUUGGUUGUUGAUGUUCUACGAGAAGUAAGGAUGACCAGUAUUUCCAUUGUGGAAUCACUGCUGUCUCUUAUUUCCUCACCCUGGUUGGAUUCAAAACCAGGGAAAAGGUCUUUCACAUCAAAGCUUGUGCGUCUUAGUUUGCAAAAUUCAGAUGAUGUCUAUGAUGCUAUGGUGCUUCAAAGUGCAAACAAAAGGUUAGCAGGGGUUCAAAUGGCAAUAGAAAAUCUUGAGGUUGAGUUGGAGUGCAUGUUCAGACGUUUGAUCCACACAAGAGUUCUGCUUCUUAACAUACUAACCAACUAG
Messenger RNA from Abrus precatorius (Indian licorice), 687 nucleotides. RefSeq lists its product as uncharacterized. Gene Ontology annotation, biological process: root development; shoot system development. Lineage: Eukaryota; Viridiplantae; Streptophyta; Magnoliopsida; Fabales; Fabaceae. The transcript has a single exon. The record is from RefSeq and is a predicted model, not a curated record. Bases 1 to 687 code for a protein of 228 amino acids.